Molecule: messenger RNA, 1788 nt
Organism: Temnothorax curvispinosus
Lineage: Eukaryota; Metazoa; Arthropoda; Insecta; Hymenoptera; Formicidae
Gene: spict
Product: magnesium transporter NIPA2
Exons: 4
Coding region: 519-1616 (365 amino acids)
Biological process (GO): magnesium ion transport
Cellular component (GO): membrane
Molecular function (GO): magnesium ion transmembrane transporter activity
Source: RefSeq, a predicted model, not a curated record
UUAAUGCUGGAACAUUGCGAUAAACUUCUGAAUUUCCUCAUUCUUAUACAUUAAUGCAAAUUGUAUUGAUCUUACAUUUUUCUUUAGACUCUGGUUUAAAGAACAAAUUGAUUUCUUAGUAAUUGAAAAUCAACAAAUUCGGUCAUUUGCACUACUCUGUAUUGAAUACUGAUUAAUUAAAAUCUAACAAGAUUGAACAAAAAAAAUUUCGAGUUUUUAAGCAUUAAUCGAACAUCGAUUAAUCGAUCGACUUUUGCCAGUUCUGGCGAAGACAGAAAUUGUGGUCGGCAGUGGUAGGGAAGAGUGGAAGAGCAAAGAUAAUCUUCUUUGGGGAAGAGUAGUGUGACGGUUGUGUCACGCUGCGUCAAGAGAUGUGUAAGAAAUAUUUUAUCAAUUGAUACCGUCAUGUGAAUAUUUUUAUAGUCAUUUCGAUAAUCUGCCAAAUAUAAGCGGCUAAAAUGGAAACGUAUAAUUGAAUGGAAAUCAUUGGAAUCAAUAUCUGCUUGGUGGAGUGAGUCAUGAGUUCUGUCACAGAAAUGACGAACAACGAUGUACAUUACGAUGCGACAAAUUUUUACAUAGGUUUAGGACUAGCAAUUAGCUCCAGCGGUUUUAUAGGUGCCAGUUUUAUCAUAAAAAAGAAGGCUUUAAUCCAGCUGCAAAAGUAUGGAGGACUGCGCGCGUCGUCCGGUGGUUUCGGCUAUUUGAAAGAAUGGAUAUGGUGGGCUGGCCUUUUAUCCAUGGGCAUAGGGGAAGCGGCGAACUUUGUUGCGUACGCAUUCGCCCCGGCGUCGCUCGUAACACCAUUGGGAGCCUUAAGUGUUCUAGUAUCAGCAGUAUUAGCCUCUAGAUAUCUUAACGAAAAACUGAAUCUAUUAGGAAAGAUGGGUUGCUUGUUAUGUAUCUUAGGCUCCACAAUAAUAGUAUUACAUUCCCCAAAGGAGGAAGAGGUCAGCAGUUUGAGCGAGCUGAUUGUCAAGAUAAGAGAACCGGGCUACAUGUUGUACGUCUUAAUCGUAAUAAUGUCCACCUUGUCGAUCGUCUUUCACUUCGGCCCGGCGUACGGCAAGCAAAAUAUUCUGGUGUACAUUUGUCUGUGCUCGUCCGUCGGCUCGUUGACCGUCAUGAGCUGCAAGGGUCUGGGCUUGGCGCUGAAGGAGACCAUCUCUGGCGGUGAGAACGCCUUCGCCAAUUGGCUAACAUGGGUCUUCAUAUUCAGCGUUAUCCUCUGCAUCAUGAUACAGAUGAAUUAUCUGAAUAAAUCGCUCGAUCUGUUCGACACGUCGAUCGUGACGCCAAUUUACUACGUCUUCUUCACAACUCUGGUGAUAAUAGCGUCCGCGAUUUUGUUCGAGGAAUGGACGAAGAUGAGCGCGGAAAAUAUUUUAGGUUCCUCCUGCGGCUUUCUCGUAAUUAUAAUCGCCAUAUUCCUGUUGAACGCCUUCAAGGAGAUGGACGUGAAUUACGGUAACAUCAGGCACAUGUUGAGGCCCAAGAGGGAAGUGCUCUCGAAUUAUAACUCCAGGUGGGACGAUCACGAGGGAACGAGGGCCAGAGUGGAGUCCCAGCAUCUGCUUAAUCAUACUUACAACUCGGAUAUCACUAGGACCGUUUGAAAAUUAUUCUCAUAGAAACGCAUACAACCUGCUGCGUAUCAAAACCUUGUACAGCGAUCGAGAGGUAGAUUUUUAAGAAAGAUAAUUAUUGUUCCCCCGUAUCCUUCGCACGACUGGAUGCAUAUACGCUUUAUAUAUUGCCUUCGAAAGCAAUAAAAUACUUCAAACGUUU